Messenger RNA from Geodia barretti, 2227 nucleotides. The record is from the annotation of a GenBank genome assembly. Lineage: Eukaryota; Metazoa; Porifera; Demospongiae; Tetractinellida; Geodiidae.
AUGGUCUGGGAGUAUGAGACACCAACAAUACUCAUGCUCACCCAGUGUACCGAGGCUGGGAAGGUCAAGUGUGUGCAGUACUGGCCAGAGAAGCUACAUGACUCCCUCAGUGUGGGGGGAAAGUUCCGUGUCACCUUCUCUUCCAACAUGCCGUUUGCCGAGUAUGAAUUCAGGAAAUUCAAACUUGAAAAUUUGUCAGAGUCAGAGAGUAAGCACAUGACAGUGAGUCAUCUCCACUACACGGCCUGGCCUGAUCACGGAGUGCCCGACAACGUCAUGUCUCUCAUUGCCUUCAUCCGUCACGUCCGUAAACUCCACCCCGUCUCCCACCAGCAGCCACUGCUGGUCCACUGCAGUGCGGGGGUGGGGCGUACGGGGACACUCAUCCUCCUGGACAUCAUCAUGCAGCAGAUGAAGACAGAGGGCACUAUCAGUGUUCUCCACUGGCUGAGGAACUUACGCAUGCAGAGAAUGAAGAUGGUCCAGAGCCAGCAACAGUAUGAGUUCAUUCACUGUGGUCUGAGUGAGCUGGUGGUGUGUGGGGAGACAGAGGUUGCUGCAGCCAACCUCAGAAUUGCCCUCAAAAACUUGACGAACAAGGGACCAGAUGGAUUGACUGGCUUCCAGAGACAGAUGAAGGGAGAAGAUGUGGUAGUAUAUUGUGAUAUUGAUCUGAUUGGAGUGGUGAGAGGAAGAGAUGUAGCAGUGGAGGUGACUUGGUUUCAAGAGGGAGUCCCAGUGAGACCUGACUCAAGACUCACCAUAUCUGGAGCCACUGGUGAUGUGGGUGGUGUACACAGUAGCCUCACAUUCAGUCCUGUCCACUUCUCUGACAUGGCCACAUACGAGUGUCGUGUUACCCUCACUCCUCUCCUGGGACCUGCUAGUCCUGUCUCCUCUUCUGCCUCCAUCUUUCUCAAUAUCAGUACUAGGAGCAGUUUUGAGUACGUCAUAAACAAUCACAACAAUGGAGAUUAUGUCAGACACCAGCGUAAUGCCAGGAAGAGGUACUCGUUCAAAGAGGGCAACUUGUCUAUAGCAAGAAAGAGCUAUCCAACAGGCAGUGUAGGGGAGGGCAGUAUUGGGGAGGGAGAAGAGGGAAAGACUGAAGACAUUGAAAUGGAGGGUCCUCUCGUGAAUGUGGUGGUGGAUGAUGAAACAUGUGAGGAGGAUGGAGUCCCAAACCAGAUGCAGGAGGAAACUGAAGAUUACUUUCAAGAUCCUACGUCCAUAUUAUUGGCAGACAUUGACCCAAUACCGACUGAGAGGUUCCCAGAGUAUGUGAGGGACAUGCUGUAUGGAGAGGAACAUAAACUGAAAGAAGAGUUCUCGGCCAUGGGAAAGCUACCUCAACCACCCUCCACUGUGGCUGUCCUACCACACAACAAGGCACACAACAGAUUCAACAACAUCUAUCCUUUGAGUCAUCUCCACUACACGGCCUGGCCUGAUCACGGAGUGCCCGACAACGUCAUGUCUCUCAUUGCCUUCAUCCGUCACGUCCGUAAACUCCACCCCGUCUCCCACCAGCAGCCACUGCUGGUCCACUGCAGUGCGGGGGUGGGGCGUACGGGGACACUCAUCCUCCUGGACAUCAUCAUGCAGCAGAUGAAGACAGAGGGCACUAUCAGUGUUCUCCACUGGCUGAGGAACUUACGCAUGCAGAGAAUGAAGAUGGUCCAGAGCCAGGUCAGAGAAAUGGGGUGGACCCUUUCAUUAACUUCUAACAAGCAACAUGGGAUAGGAGCUAUAAGUACUCAAGGGAAGAGUUACUGCAUGGAUUUAGUGCACACAGUGUUUAAAUAUGUGAAUGCUGAACCUCUUGUAAUACAGAAUCAGUAUGAGUUCAUUCACUGUGGUCUGAGUGAGCUGGUGGUGUGUGGGGAGACAGAGGUGGCUGCAGCCAACCUCAGAAUUGCCAUCAAAACCUUGAAGAACAAGGGACCAGUUGGAUUUACUGGCUUCCAGAGGCAGAUGCAGGAUCACUACGUGUUCUGUCACGAAGUCGUCAAUAUGUACUUGGACAACUUUGACACUUACGCUAAUUUUGAGUUCAAGGAAGUCAUUUGACUUUUUGUGGUGUGAAUGGUAUUAUGGUGGAGUAUCCACUCGUAGUUCAAAUGCUUUUUGUAUGAAUCACUGUUUCCCAUUUUGAUGUCAGUUACAAUCAAACCAUGUUUUUGACUCAACUAAACCUUGAACUUGGCCCAGUUCUUAGACUAAUAAA